This is a messenger RNA of Suillus paluster, 516 nucleotides long. RefSeq lists its product as uncharacterized. NCBI's taxonomy places the organism in Eukaryota, Fungi, Basidiomycota, Agaricomycetes, Boletales, Suillaceae. The transcript has a single exon. The record is from RefSeq and is a predicted model, not a curated record. Gene Ontology annotation, cellular component: cytosol. Gene Ontology annotation, biological process: seryl-tRNA aminoacylation. Bases 204 to 485 code for a protein of 93 amino acids. Gene Ontology annotation, molecular function: ATP binding; tRNA binding; serine-tRNA ligase activity.
AAGUUAGCUGAUGGUCUCAUUCAAAACUAAUCGAUAUCGAUAUUGCCAACGAAGAGGAGAAAUAUCUCAUUGUGAUCUCGGAACAGCCUAUAUCGGCGUUCCACCAAGAUGAAUGGUUUGAAGACCCAAAAACUCAGCUUCCCAUAUACCACGCUGGAUAUUCGACAUAUUUCCGUAAAGAAGCUGGCACCGCUGGACGUGAUAUGUGGGGUAUCUUCCGUGACAUCCGUGUGCACCAGUUUGAGAUGGUUGAACAGUUCGUCCUCACUGCUCCCGAAGAGAGCUGGAUUGCAUUCGAAGCUAUGGUAGGGAACAGUGAAGCGUUCUAUCAGAGCCUGGGUCUUUCUUACCGUCCUAGUAGUGGCUAUCGUCAGUGGUGCAUUGAACCUCGCAGUGUCGAAGAAAUGCGAUCUGGAGGCGUGGUUCCCAUUCCAAGGUGCAUACGGAGAACUCGUUUCCUGCUCGAACUGCACGGAUUAUUAUAAGUCGGAUUUCCAUUCGUGAAACUUCCGUUGA